Messenger RNA from Drosophila subobscura, 653 nucleotides. RefSeq names its product odorant-binding protein 59a (gene Obp59a). The coding region runs from base 1 to 624 and encodes 207 amino acids. The transcript is spliced from 3 exons. The record is from RefSeq and is a predicted model, not a curated record. NCBI's taxonomy places the organism in Eukaryota, Metazoa, Arthropoda, Insecta, Diptera, Drosophilidae. Gene Ontology annotation, molecular function: odorant binding.
AUGGCUGUCUCCAUUGUGUUUACGGCGAUGAUGUUCUGGCUGCUGGUUCUGUUCUGUCUCUGCUCCGUGGACUGCCUCAAGUGCCGCUCCCAGGAGGGACACGGCGAGCAGGAGCUCAAGAGGGUUGUGCGCAGCUGCAUGCACCGCGUUAGCAAUGGGAAUGGCAAUGGCAAUGGACAGGACGACAGCGAGGACAACAACAGAGGCUAUGGGCGGCAGGUGCAUCGCUACGACUAUGGCCAGGAGCAGGAUGGGCGCUCGAGCAACGGCUACCGAUGGCAGCGCAGCUUGAAGCAGUCAGAGAACAGAAACAGCUCCGAGGGCGAGGGCGGGCAGUGUGUGGCGCAGUGCUUCUUCGAGGAGAUGAAUAUGGCCGACUCGAAUGGCCUGCCCGAUCGCCGCAAAGUCAGCUACAUGCUGACCAAGGAUCUGCGGGAUCGGGAGCUGCGCAACUUCUUCAUGGACACGGUGCAGCAGUGUUUCCGCUACCUGGAGAACGGCCGCAGCAGCCGGAGCGGCGGCAACAAGUGCGCGCAGGCCAGGGAUCUGGUCAAGUGCAUGUCGGAGUAUGCCAAGGCGCAGUGCGACGACUGGGAGGAGUACGGCAGUUUGCUCUUCAACUAGGACCACUUACGCCGCUCUUGAGGUCCUCG